CUUUCCUUGUUUAAUUAUAUCGCAUGUAUCAAUUCGAAACGCGACACAUCUACCAUCGACGUCUUACCAAUAAAUGCGCAUGCGCAGGUUCACAUUAGUCGUGAGUAAAGUCGCUUAAUUGCGUGUUUACCUUUAAUUAGUGCCUAUAAACGUUUCCCGAUUACGUUCACUUAAUUGAACCGCUAAAGGUGUAGAAUGUGAAGUAUUUUAAACGAUGAGUACGCUUUUGUUUCAUUUGCUGGUUGUAUGCAAAGGUGGUAUAUUCAAAGUAAAUGUGCAUCAGACGUAGUAGUUUAUUAAAGUACUACGCUUGUUUUGUGAAGAGGUUAAUCCAGUCAAUCGGUAUUUUAUGUAAACUGGAAAUGAGUCGCAUGGCAAACGGAAAACUGGAAUUCAUGAAUGGGGAGUAUGUGAAUGAUUACGAAGUCGACGACACAUUUAUUGCUCACCAGGAAUUGGAAGCUAUUAAAGCCAGGGUACGUGAAAUGGAAGAAGAAGCAGAGAGAUUAAAAGACGUUCAGUUUGAAACGGAGAAACACCUGAUUAUGAGCCCCCAGGCCAGUGGGGUGUUUUAUCCAGUGACGGCUGAAGAGAAGAUGGAUGCAGAUAACCGAUCAGUCUAUGUGGGCAAUGUGGAUUAUGGUGCUACAGCAGAUGAACUGGAAAUUCACUUCAGUGGAUGUGGUCCAGUAAAUCGUGUAACUAUCUUGUGUGACAAAUUCAGUGGUCAUCCUAAAGGAUUUGCAUACAUUGAAUUUUCAGAGGAGGACUCUGUGAAAACUGCAAUUACAUUUGAUGAGACACUGUUUAGAGGAAGGGUCAUAAAGGUGCUUCCAAAGAGAACUAAUGUGCCAGGCAUAAGCACUACAGACAGAGGUGGUCAAAGGGCUCCUCGGUACAGAGGUCGCAACUUUGGAUUCUCUAGGUUUUAUGGUGGUAACCAGCCCAGGCAUCGAGGCCGCUUCUUCAGGGGAGGCCAGAGAACUUCAUCUUGGUAAUCUCCACGUUAAAAGUACAUAAAGGAUAAUGCAAGAUGUGAGUGGGACAAGACGUUUAUUUAAAAAAAAAAA
This is a messenger RNA of Polypterus senegalus (gray bichir), 1070 nucleotides long. RefSeq names its product PABPN1 like, cytoplasmic (gene pabpn1l). The record is from RefSeq and is a predicted model, not a curated record. The transcript is spliced from 7 exons. Lineage: Eukaryota; Metazoa; Chordata; Cladistia; Polypteriformes; Polypteridae. Bases 273 to 998 code for a protein of 241 amino acids. Gene Ontology annotation, molecular function: RNA binding.